Dendrobium catenatum is the source of this 1359-nucleotide messenger RNA. RefSeq lists its product as uncharacterized. Lineage: Eukaryota; Viridiplantae; Streptophyta; Magnoliopsida; Asparagales; Orchidaceae. The record is from RefSeq and is a predicted model, not a curated record. Bases 1 to 1359 code for a protein of 452 amino acids. Gene Ontology annotation, molecular function: nucleic acid binding; zinc ion binding. The transcript has a single exon.
AUGGUUGAAGGUGACCGAUCAUCCAAGGAUGAUCGGAACACCAAAGCCGUUUUAUAUACCGUGAGUCCAAUAAUGUUGGAUUCAAAAGGUAGAUUCUCCUUCAAACGCAUCUCCCCUCACAAUUUUCGGAUUUUAGAAUCUCCUCUUGUGAUCAAAGAAGGAGGUUUGUUGACAGAACACAAGCCAUUGCCGGAUUUUAGUAAAGGAAAAGAGGUAAUUCCUUAUAAUUUACCUUCAUCUCCUUUACCAAAUUCUUUGUUUGUUGCUAAUGACAAAGAAGCCUCUUCUUCAAAGAGUACAUUUGUUGAUAUUUUGAAGAACAACAAGGAUAUUGACCUCAACAUAAAGAUUCCUAAUUUUUCUUCAAAUUCAGAUAAUUCUAUUGUGUGGAUCAAAAAACCACACAUUAAAAUCACUUGGAAUAAAAAUCUUGAUAAGUUUGAAGAUUCUAAUGUGGUUCAACUGGAUAUUGAGAAGGAAAAAUCCAAUAUGCAAGUUUUGAACAAAUCUUUGGUGGUUAAAAUCCUUGCAAAAAAUGUUCCUUUCUCUAAAUAUUCUAUUGAACUGAGAAAACAAUGGAAGAAUUAUGGAGGAUUUCAUAUUACCAUACUUGGUCUAGAUUGGCUAUUAUGUUCAUUUCAAUCUCAUGAAGCCAUAGAAGAAGUCCUCAAUGGAGGACCUUGGUUUGUAGGAGGUUUUGCAAUUGGUUUAGACAAAUGGACUCCUAAAUUCUCCCCUAGUUCAUUAGAGGGGGUUUCUUCCCCAAUUUGGGUUCGUCUUCCUCACCUACCCCUUCACUGCUGGGAUGAAUCCAAUAUCACUAGAAUUGUCUAUAGGAUUGGAACUCCAUUACUACUAGAUGGCAAUAUGUUCAGGUGGGGAAGAAGAGAAUUUGCUAGAGCAUGCAUCCGAGUUAAUUUGAACUCUAAACUUCCUACUGGAAUAUGGGUUGAAGGGUUGUAUGGUAGAUUUUUUCAAAAAUUUGAAUAUGAAAAUCUAUCUUCACUUUGUUACAAAUGUGGAAGAAUAGGACAUAUUGAAUCAGUUUGUCCUAAUGAGGAAGAGAUUCCAUCCAUCUCAAACCAUAGCAUUAAUCCUUAUGGCCCUUGGAUGCAAGUGAAAUUCAAAAACAAAAAGAAAUCAUUGAAAAACCAAUUCAAUGCCAAGGGUAUUUCAGCUGCAGUAAAAUCUGGAUCAAGUCUUCCUAUUGAACCAGACGGUAUUACUCAAACAUUGGCAGACGGGAAUGGUUUAAAUCAGAAGAUAGAUCAAGCUGAAGAUGCAGAUUUCAUUCUUCUAAUGGCUCCUCUAGUUCAAAGCAUGUCUUAUUCAAAAAACUUCAAACUUUGGGUCCGAUGA